Sipha flava (yellow sugarcane aphid) is the source of this 736-nucleotide messenger RNA. RefSeq names its product 28S ribosomal protein S24, mitochondrial (gene mRpS24). Lineage: Eukaryota; Metazoa; Arthropoda; Insecta; Hemiptera; Aphididae. The transcript is spliced from 3 exons. Gene Ontology annotation, biological process: translation. The record is from RefSeq and is a predicted model, not a curated record. Gene Ontology annotation, cellular component: mitochondrion. Bases 222 to 698 code for a protein of 158 amino acids.
AUUAUAUUAUCAUAUUAUUUUCUCAGGGCUGCGAUAAUACGAUUUAUACUAUUUUAUUACAUAGUAAAAUGUAAUAUUUGUCAUAACGUAUAAUUCAAAACUAAUCAACCAUUUACUUUUGUGACUGUUAAAUAUUGAUUGCUGUAGUAAAUACUAACCAGUAUUUCAAAGUUGAUGGUGAGAUAUUUAUUAAAUUCAAAAAUAUAAUAAAAGUAUCAAUAAUGUUCGCUGACACUUUGUCCAAGGUUCUUCCCUGCAGAAGUACUUACUUGAUUUUUUCUCGACUUAAACACGUACAAGCAGCUCGUUAUAAACGAUCAAUUAAAGGUAACAAACCAUUGACUUAUGAAAUGGCUGGGCCUCCUCAUACUAUUGCUCACAUCAAGGGUUGGAAUUCAUGGAAUACUUGUAACAUGCUGGAUGGUUUACGACCAGCUGAAACUGCAAUAGAUGAUGAGUUUAUUCGGCGUUUCAUUAUAGGUACUUGGCACGAUUUGAUUGCCAGUGAAAUAAUCAUUAAAAGACAACACAAUAUUAUAAGGAUUGCUGCCAUUACUGUUCAAAAAAUUAGUGUUACUAAAAUGUAUUUCCUAAUUGGUUAUACAGAAGAACUUUUAAGUUAUUGGUUACAAUGUCCUAUUAAAUUAGAACUACAGACGGUUGAAGAUCGUUCUGCAGUCGUAUUUAAAUACAUUUAAAUAUAUGUAUCUUAGGAAAUAAAUAAUUUCUUUGAUUA